UUCUUCAGUUUUACUCGAAGAGAAGAAAAUCAUGCCUGAACCCGCCAAGUCCGCCCCGAAGAAGGGCUCCAAGAAAGCCGUGACCAAGACGGCUGGUAAGGGAGGCAAGAAGCGCAGAAAGUCCAGGAAGGAGAGCUACGCUAUCUACGUGUACAAGGUGCUGAAGCAGGUCCACCCCGACACCGGCAUUUCCUCCAAGGCGAUGGGCAUCAUGAACUCGUUCGUCAACGACAUCUUCGAGCGCAUCGCCGGUGAGUCGUCCCGUUUGGCUCAUUACAACAAACGCUCCACCAUCACGUCCAGGGAGAUCCAGACCGCCGUGCGCCUGCUUCUUCCCGGUGAGCUGGCCAAGCACGCCGUGUCCGAGGGCACCAAGGCCGUCACCAAGUACACCAGCUCCAAGUAAGAAGUGACGGAGACUUCAUUAAACCCAACGGCUCUUUUAAGAGCCACCCACGUUUUCGCACAAAGAGCC
Molecule: messenger RNA, 475 nt
Organism: Colossoma macropomum (tambaqui)
Lineage: Eukaryota; Metazoa; Chordata; Actinopteri; Characiformes; Serrasalmidae
Product: histone H2B
Exons: 1
Coding region: 32-406 (124 amino acids)
Cellular component (GO): nucleosome
Molecular function (GO): structural constituent of chromatin; protein heterodimerization activity; DNA binding
Source: RefSeq, a predicted model, not a curated record